Messenger RNA from Zonotrichia albicollis (white-throated sparrow), 696 nucleotides. Lineage: Eukaryota; Metazoa; Chordata; Aves; Passeriformes; Passerellidae. The record is from RefSeq and is a predicted model, not a curated record.
GAUCACUGGGAGGACGAGCAGGGUGCUCCUGUGAGCCGGGAGCUGCUGCUGCUGGUGCUGCAGGGGCUGGAGGGCAUCUUCAUCCGGGCGGUGUAUGACGGGCGCAUGGCCAGCGUGGGGCUCAGCGACGUGGCCAUGGACAUCACCAGCACUGCAGACACCAGCCUGGGGCCGGCUGGGGAUGUCGAGGAGUGCAGGUGCCCUGUGGGCUACACGGGGCUGUCGUGCCAGCGCUGUGCCCCCCGUUUUGAGCGGGUGACGAGGGGACCCUACCUGGGGAUCUGCUCUGGCUGUGGCUGCCACGGCCACUCCAGCACCUGUGACCCCGUUUUUGGGCACUGCUUGAACUGCCAGCACAACACGGAGGGUCCCCAGUGUGAGAAGUGCAAGCCUGGCUUCUUCGGCGAUGCCACCAAGGGCACAGCCACCGCUUGCCACCCUUGUCCCUGUCCCUACACAGAACCAUCUCGCAGGUUCUCGGAGUCCUGCUUUUUGGACACAGAUGGCCAGGCCACCUGUGAUGCCUGCGCCCCUGGAUACGCUGGUCGCCGUUGUGAGAGGUGCGCCCCAGGCUACGAGGGAGACCCCAUCCAGCCGGGUGGCAAGUGCACCCCGAUUGGCCAGGAGCUCAUCAAGUGUGAUGCCCGCGGGGGCCAGGACGAGGCGGGUGGCACUUGUCGCUGCAAGAUCCCCUGA